Messenger RNA from Plasmodium malariae, 5610 nucleotides. Its product is annotated as conserved Plasmodium protein, unknown function. The transcript is spliced from 14 exons. Gene Ontology annotation, cellular component: nucleolus. Gene Ontology annotation, biological process: negative regulation of transcription by RNA polymerase II; rRNA processing. Gene Ontology annotation, molecular function: DNA binding. The record is from RefSeq and is a predicted model, not a curated record. The coding region runs from base 1 to 5610 and encodes 1869 amino acids. Lineage: Eukaryota; Apicomplexa; Aconoidasida; Haemosporida; Plasmodiidae.
AUGGAUCCUCAAUUUUCUGUAGAGUCUAAUGCUUUUAUAAAAGAAAAACAAAAACGAAUGCAAAAGAAAAAACAAAAACAAAACCAUGGAGAUAUUUAUCAUUUCGAAGAAUUCACCAUAGGUUCUAAUCUUGAGGAAUGGAAAGAAGAGUAUCAAAAAUUUCUGAAAAAUAUGAACAUAAUGUUCAUAAAUUCUCACCAUAACAUGUUCAGUGCUUGCAACCAAAAUAAUUUGGAAAGAAUUUUAUCCAAUUAUGGACCAAGCGUUUCCAUAGAGGAGUUCAAUAAGAAAUUAAUUUGUACCCAUAAUUAUAAACUGGAAAUUAUGGAGAAUUACAAAAUGUAUAAAGAGGAUAAAUAUAUGGAAAGGGUGCUCGCGAUAGAAAACCACAAAAUAUACCACAGGCUGAAGCAGAAGUAUGACAAAAAAAUGGAGAAAGUAAUGAACAGCAGGAACCAGAGGGAAUAUAAAAACUAUCAGAGGCAUCAAUUAGAAAAAGAGAACGAAAAGAAAAAGAAAAAAAUGGAAGUUAUCAUAAAAGACAUAAUAAAUGCUGCUUUAAAAAUAGUAAGACUUGGAUCUAAUUGUGGGGACUAUUUUUUUUAUGAAAAUUUAUUUUUUUUAGAAAAAAUGUUUUUUCUUAAGAAAAUAAAAAACAUAAAUGAGCUUGUUCAGAACAAUGCACAUAAUAAAGAAGCAAAUUAUGCACUCUCCGUGAUUAAUCAAAAAGAAAAAAUAAUAAAAGAUUAUACAAGGGAAUGUAGAAAAUCCUCAAACAAAUUUUGUGUAUAUUUUGACUUUCUAAAGAGACAAAAAAUAGAUAAGUUUUUCCUCUUAAAUUUACGAAAUGUUCCAGGAAAAGAAAAAAACUACAGCACAGAAAAAUAUGCAUAUAUAUAUUUACUGGAAUACCUGACUAAGCAAGGAGAAUGGUCGUACAUCAAUAGAAAAGAAUAUGAUAAUGAUAAAUUGGGAAUACAAUAUGGAAACGGUUAUCUGAGUUAUAGAAGUAAAAUAUUAGAACAAGUUGACCCAGUAGACAUUAGUGAUAUAAUGGAGCGAAUGGGUGACAAGUACCUGCACGUUUCACAAGAUGAGGAUACUGAAAAAAGUUUGUACGCAAAAAUGAUUGAAAUCACAAAGGGAAAGCUACUUUUAAAAGAUGUAGUUAGCUGUGAUAUGAAGAAAUUUAACAGAAAAUUUAAAUUCCCCCUGAGAAUUGUUAUAACGGGAAAAAUGAAAAACGAAGUUAGACUUCUAGCCAAACAUUUGAAAAAAAUGUUUUCUCUAAAAGUGUACGAUAUGAACAAGAUAAGGAAGGAAGUUGACGAUAUUUGUACAUGGGAAAGUAGUAAAAAUGACAAGGACAGGUCACAAAAAAAAAGAAAAAUAGCGAAAAAGUUGAAAAACAUAAGCAGAAAGUUAGAUAAUAAAGAAACAUAUAAGAGUAGUAUGGACUGUCUUUACGUUGAUUUAUUAUAUCUCCGUAUUAAGUAUGAUUAUGAUUUGUUCCAUGCCCAGAAAAGAGGACAAAAUUACAACUUAACAAAAAACAGCUUUACAGAAAAAAAGGCAAAUACUAAUGGAAGUGCAAAUGCUAAUGGAAGUGCAAAUGCAGAUCAUGUAACGGAAAGAAGAAAAUGUGACAGAUAUUACCGCGGUUAUAUUAUUAUUAACUUUUUGUUCUCUUUAAAACAGUACCUCCUAUUCGAGCUCAGAGUGCAAAAGCUCUUUCUUUUCAAUGAUUUUGUCUAUCAUCAUAUUAAUUAUUUGGAAGAGGGAGGAAGGGAGUCGGUUAGGGGAAAGAAGGCAAGUGAGAAAAAUAGUCCCACUGAGGAAGUGGACUCAAAAAUGUUCAAAAUACCAGGGAACGAAAAAAAAAAAAAAAAGUACGAUGAAGGUAAAACUCAAAAGGAGGAUACACAAGACAAAAAAGACUACAUUCUAAGUAUGACAGAAAAGGAAAAGCCUAAAUAUGGUGAAAGGUUUAAUUCUUCUAAUAAGCUUUCUAAUGUAGAAAAGAACAUUUUGGGGAAGCAGAGUACAGAGAAACAAAGUGCAGGGAAACCGAAUGAAGAAGAAGAAGAAGAAGAAGAACAGACUAUUACUAAUAUUACAGAAAGGAAGAAUAUUUUAUUUUUCUCAAAUUUUAUUUGUAAUAUUGCAGAUUUGUACUACAGAAGAAAAAGCAAAAAUUACUUAGGUGCGGUUGAUUUGCAUUUACAUAUAGAUACUACUAAUAAACAUAUUAAUAGCAUAUUAUGGAAAGUCUUCAAUAAUGGCAGUAUUACAAGCUAUGAGCAAUGUAAUGGUGGAAAUGGAAGAAAUAAUGAAAAGGAAGAAAACAACGUAGUUGUAAUAAAAUUGAGAAAUGAAGAAAGAGUAAUAAUUGGAAGAGCUGAAAAUAGUUCAGAAUUUUUAAAUUCUAAAAAUGAUAAGAAAAAAAAAUACAAAGUAAACUGCAAAAUUAUAAAUUUAUACAAUCCUUCGAAAGACACGAAGAAUAAGAAAAAUAUAAAAUGCAAUUUUUUUUCAGAAAAAGAAAUUUUGAAUGACAAAUAUAACAAACAAAGGGUUCAUUCGCAUUUCCAUUUAAUGAAAAAAGUCUAUCAAUUUGAUAAAAAUUACAAAGAAAUAGAAAAUUUUUUAAAAACCUACAAAAGUUCUAGAUAUUCCAGGUAUUCCAGAUUUUACCUGAUAAAAAAAAAAAAAUAUAUGUACAAGUCAGCAACUUAUUUAGUUUCGAAAAUUGUUAAUUUAGCGGAAAUCAGUAAUAGGACGGAUAAAAAAAGGGAAAAAAGAAAAACAAAAAAAUACAUAAGUUCCUCUCUUGCUGUAGCAGAAAAGGAGAAGAGCAAAACAAAUAUACCAGUAGAUAAUUCUCAGGAAGAGGAUAAAACAGAUGUUGUUAUUUCUCACAAUAGUACUUCUACUCGUGUGAAGAAAAAUAAACAAAAAAAGAUUUCCACAGUCAUGGAUACUACCGAAAUAAGAGAAUUUAUUCGCGACCUCAAAAUGGACAAACAGCUAGCUAAUUAUUUCAUGGAACGAUAUUGCAACAUAACAAAAUUAUAUAUUACACAUUUAUUUAAUCUUUUUGCUUGGAAAAGGUUGAUAGAAGAGAACAUAAAUAGUGUUGUGAAAUAUAUACAAAGGAAUGUCCAUGUAUUUAUAGAUCUAAUAAAUGAUGAUCAUGUUCAGGAGAUAAAUAAACUCAUACAACUCUACAAUAACUUCAGAAUGUUUGAAAAUGAAAAUGAAGAAGUGAAAUUUUUAAUUUUGGAUAAAUUAGAUAAAAUUCAAAAAAGAAUAUGGCUAGCUAUAUUAGAAGGGAAAAAUAAUUCUAAGAAAAAAGAGAAAAUGUAUUUAGACAAAUUUAUUACCAUGCAAUUAUUUUUGCUUACAUUUCAAGAAUUUUAUUUAAUUAAUAUUGAACAUCAACUUUAUCUACACUUACACUAUUUUGUAAGGGAGUUUAUUUAUUCUUUAGUACAUUAUGAUGUGCAGCUUAAGAAUGAAAGAAAUAUGCAAAUUUUCAAUUAUUUUCCUAAAAGUAAAAAAGAAUUUUAUAUAUAUGAAAAUGAAAAUUAUUGCUUCCCCUUUUUAAAAAUUAUUAAAGAUGAUAUAAACAAAUUUUUAAUAGAAGAUAAAGAAAUGUAUGCUAAAAAUAUAAACAAGUCAAAAAUAUAUGAGUCACAUAAUUUAGACAAUUUUUAUACAAAAAGAGAAAAACAUUUAUUUUUUUUUUCUGAACAAUUUUGUUUUAUUAAUAACUGUCGUUUUGUAUAUACAUUGUAUUCUCUUCUUAAUAAUUCAUUAAUGAACUUGAGAAAAUAUUUUUUCAUAUUUCACGAUUUAAAAAAUUACAUCAGCGAUUUUGUUACUUUACACUAUUUGUGUAUAUAUAAACAAGCAAAUCAUAUGUGUGAGCAAGUAAAAAAGUAUGUACAAAAUUUUACCCAUAAUAUUCCUUUUUACUAUUCAAGCACAUUUAACAAGAAGAGAAGAAAAAUUAAUUUUGUAGUUAAUAAAAAAAGGGAAGUGGGUUAUUCACCUGGUCAUGUACAAAAGGAAAAUAGUCGAACUAAUCAUUGUUAUAUUGAAGAGAGAAAAGACAUAAGUGAAGGAACUGAUAAUAUGGAAAUUAGAGUAAAGAAAUGCCCACUGGAAGAGAUAAAAUCUUUUAGCAAAGUGAAGAAGCAUGCAUACCCUAAUUUGGAAAACGAUUUUUCUGGGAUAAACUUAAACACACAAUGUUGUAAUGUCAAUAAAGAAACUGAAAUAAACGGAUUAUUUAUGAGAAAAAAUUAUGUACAUAUUUUUUUAAAAAAUGUUUUAAGUUAUAUAUUCCUUGCGAACGAUUUCCCAGUAAUAUCAAAAGAAGAUCUACGGAACUACAUAAUUUGCAGUUUACAUUUUAUAAAAAAGAAGCAGGAAAAAAUGUAUGCUUCAAUAUUAUUUGGUAGAAACCUUUUAACUGCAUACUUUAAAGAAUAUAGUGUUUCAGAAAAUUUGUUUACACUUCUUGAACGUGCUCAUGAAAGAAUUGACUCCUCAAAAGUACCUCAUCAGAACACUAAGGAAGGAAAUCAGCGUGUUAUCCGGAAUUAUUUAAAUAUUAUAGAAGAAAAGAUACAAUGUGAAGGAGUAGUAAGCAAGAGAGAAAAAUUGGAAAUACUAAAAAAAUUUCGCUUUCCUUAUGAUUAUUUAAUAAAAAAAGAAACAAAAAGCUUUGACACGAACGCAUACAGAAGAGUUGAAAAAAAUGAUACACCAAUUAACAAUUUAUGUAAAACAAAUAAUUGUGACACAAAUUUAUGUGAGAUUAUUGACACAACGGAAACAGCUAGCUAUUAUAGCUGUACUGAAGAAAAUAACCUGAACAGUUCAGGAAAAAAAAUAAUAAAUUUGGAGAACAUAGAAUAUUUUACCUUCGAUGAGUUUGUCAAAUUAGGGUUAUUUAAUUUUAUGAAAAAUAAAAAACAAAUUAGUAAAGAAGAUAAAAAAAUGUAUAAAGAAGAUAAAAAAAUGCAUAAGGAAAAUAAAAAAAUGCAUAAAGACGAUAAUAAAAUGCAUAAGGAAAAUAAAAAAAUUCAUAAAGACGAUAAUAAAAUGCAUAAGGAAAAUAAAAAAAUGCAUAAUGAAGAUGAAAAAACUCAUAAAGAACAUAAAAAAAUACAGAAUUAUAAAAUACUUUCUUUAAACAAAUUUGUUUUUAAUUGUCUGUUUUCUUUUAGUUCACUUCCUAAUUUUUAUGAACAUAUCCACGUGUAUGUAAAAAAUUACUUAUUAAAAACGAAUACUGAUUUUUUCUUUUCCUUUGAAAAAUGUGUACAAGAAAAAAUGGAGCAAAUUGGGAGUGUUAGUGAUGAUUUUAUUAGAAGCAGUAGUAAUAUCGAAAAAAGAAAAAAGGGUGUAGGUAAUGCAGGAAAUAUAGGUGCUAUAGGAAAUGCAGGAAAAGAAAACAGCGUAAACGAAAAUGAAGGAAAAAAUAAUUUUAAAAAAAACGAAAAGAUAAAUUUGCUCAUAUCGUGCAAUACAAAAAAAAAGAUGGUAAAGGUGAAAGAAGUUUUAAUAUUUUUCCACAACAACUAUCAUUAUAACUUUUAA